Caenorhabditis remanei is the source of this 858-nucleotide messenger RNA. RefSeq lists its product as uncharacterized. The transcript has 8 exons. Lineage: Eukaryota; Metazoa; Nematoda; Chromadorea; Rhabditida; Rhabditidae. The record is from RefSeq and is a predicted model, not a curated record. The coding region runs from base 1 to 858 and encodes 285 amino acids.
AUGACCACCACUUACAAACGGACAAUUCUAAUCACUGGAGCAACUGACGGAAUCGGAAAACAAACGGCGUUGGACCUCGCUGCUCAUCCAGAUAAUUUUGUGAUCAUUCACGGAAGAACCGAAGAGAAAUGUAUUGCGACCAAAGAAUGGAUCGGGAAGGAGAAUGGAAACAGUUCAAACAUCGACUAUGUGGCAGGAGAUUUCGCAGUUCUGAAAGAGGUCGCCAUCAUUGCUGAAGAGGUCGAACGUCGAUUCCCAGAACUCAAUAUCUUGUUGUGCAAUGCUGGGGUACUGUACCCGCGGAGACUGGAGACCAAAGAUGGAAUGGAGUCCACUUUUCAGGUCAACUACCUCGCCCACUACCUUCUCUGUAACCUCCUUCUCCCAGUUCUCAGCCACAAUCGAUCAAAUGUAAUUGUAGUUGGCAGUGUACUUCAUACGUGGCCAUCGUUGGAUUGGGCAGAUGUGAUGGCUGAAAAAGAAUACGAGAAGUAUCUACAGUACUCAAGAUCUAAAUUAAUGUGUCAUCUGAUGGCUUUCGCUCUUCAUCGAAGAAUGAAUAUCGCUCGACAACAUGUCAAUGUGAAUAUUAUCGAAUUGGGAAAGGAAAAAGAGUCGAACAAUAAUGGGAAAUUACGCACCACAUCUGCCCUCUCUUCUUCAAUGUCCACAUUAUCCAUUUGUCGUCAGGCUGGAAAUCUUGCUCAACUAAUCGAAGGUCCCUGUCUGGAAAAGAUUUCUGGAAAGUAUUUGGAUCCGAGUGGAAAACAAAUGAGAAGCGGCUCUGACGCCACCGAUGAACGUCUUCAGGAGCGUCUUUGGGCUUAUUCAAAAGAGCUUUGUCAUGAUUACAUGUAA